Coccidioides posadasii C735 delta SOWgp is the source of this 761-nucleotide messenger RNA. RefSeq names its product 40S ribosomal protein uS15 (gene RPS13). Gene Ontology annotation, biological process: translation. Gene Ontology annotation, cellular component: nucleolus; ribosome; cytosolic small ribosomal subunit. The record is from RefSeq and is a predicted model, not a curated record. Gene Ontology annotation, molecular function: structural constituent of ribosome; small ribosomal subunit rRNA binding. Lineage: Eukaryota; Fungi; Ascomycota; Eurotiomycetes; Onygenales; Onygenaceae.
GAUCAAUCUACGCCGCCACGCCGAGUUCUCCGCUAGGAAAACACAUAAGGAUCAUUCAAAAUGGGCCGUCUUCACAGCAAGGGCAAGGGUAUCUCCUCCUCUGCCAUCCCAUACUCCCGCAACCCACCCGCCUGGCUCAAGACCACCCCCGAGCAGGUUGUUGACCAGAUCUGCAAGUUGGCCAAGAAGGGUGCCACCCCUUCCCAGAUUGGUGUUGUCCUCCGUGACAGCCAUGGAAUUGCUCAAGUCAAGGUUGUGACUGGUAACAAGAUCCUCCGCAUCUUGAAAUCGAACGGCCUCGCUCCUGAAAUCCCAGAGGACCUUUACAUGUUGAUCAAGAAGGCCGUGUCUGUCCGCAAGCACCUUGAGCGUAACCGCAAGGACAAGGACAGCAAGUUCCGCCUCAUUCUCAUCGAGUCCCGUAUCCACCGUCUCUCCCGCUACUACAAGACCGUCGGUGUCCUCCCACCAACCUGGAGAUACGAGAGUGCUACCGCCUCUACCCUUGUUGCAUAAGCGGCGAUCCUGACACAACCGGGCGUGGAAAAGUUGAACUCGAAGAAUUUGGUGUUGUGCAGUGGAGGACAUGCGUAUGCUACUAGUUUUACUGGGGAAAAGGAUUCAUAGGCAUUAUGGGAUUAAUGUGAAUAUCGUCCCCAAGCGUCGAAGGGUUACUUCUUCGAAACUUGAGGGGUUCUUCCUCAUCCUGAUUAGAUAGCGUCUCUUCACAGUCCAAUAUAUCAUAUUCUUCACAAUGAAGG